This is a messenger RNA of Cornus florida, 1545 nucleotides long. RefSeq names its product loganic acid O-methyltransferase-like. Gene Ontology annotation, molecular function: S-adenosylmethionine-dependent methyltransferase activity. The record is from RefSeq and is a predicted model, not a curated record. Gene Ontology annotation, biological process: methylation. Bases 128 to 1219 code for a protein of 363 amino acids. NCBI's taxonomy places the organism in Eukaryota, Viridiplantae, Streptophyta, Magnoliopsida, Cornales, Cornaceae. The transcript is spliced from 3 exons.
AAAUAAAAAUAAAAGAAAAUUGUCUAUAUUAAGUUAAGGGCAAUAAAAUAAAAUAAAUUUGUCUAUAUUAAGUUAAGGGCUCUGAAUUCUCAUUUCAGCUUCAGAGGAGAGAGAGAGAGAGAGAGAGAUGAGCAACACCAAAACUGCAGCCAGGCCGGAAUCAUAUCCGAUGACUAGUGGUGAUGGCACUUACAGCUACUCCAAUAACUCCAUUUAUCAAAGAGAAGGUUCAGAUUCUACGAAGGAAUUGAUCAAUGAAGCAAUAUCAGAGAAGCUUGACAUAAAAAGCCUCACUUCUACUUCAAGCACAUUGCGCGUAGCAGAUUUGGGAUGUUCAGUCGGGCCAAAUACCUUCUUUGCUAUGCAAAACGUACUGCAAGCCAUGGAAAAGAAGUACCAUUCCCAAGGCCUCGCACCUAAAAUGCUCGAAUUCCAAGUGUUCUUCAAUGAUCACGCUUCCAAUGAUUUCAAUACCCUUUUCGCUUCUCUCCCAUUUGAUAGGCAAUACUUUGCUGCAGGAGUGCCAGGUUCUUUCUAUGGCCGGUUAUUCCCCGACUCCUCUCUCCAUUUUUUGUUUUCCUGUUAUGCGCUCCACUGGCUCUCUAAGGUUCCUGAAGAAUUGCUGGACAAAAACUCUCCUGCGUGGAACAAGGGUAACAUUCACUACACAAGGGCCUCUGAAGAAGUUGCCAAGAGCUAUGGAGCUCAAUUUGCAAAAGACAUGGAGAUCUUUCUGAAUGCUAGAGCUAAAGAGACUGUAAUUGGAGGGAUGAUGGUACUUAUCAUGCCAGGUCUCCCGAAUGAUAUCCAUCAUUCUCAGCUCUUAUCAGGUCUCACACUUGAUUUUCUUGGAUCCUGCCUCAUGUAUAUGGUCAAUGAGGGAUUAGUGUGUGAUGAUCAAGUGGAUUCAUUCAACUUGCCAAUGUAUUUUCCCACCCCCAAGGAGAUGGCGCAGCUGGUUGAAAAAGAUGGGCGUUUCAGUAUUCAGAGAAUGGAGUUGAUGGAGCACAGUUCCAAGAUUAAUGCCCCAGUUGAUGGGCAGACAUUGAUACUGCACCUACGAGCUAGCAUGGAAGGGAUUUUCACCAAACACUUUGGACAUGAUAUAGUUGAUAAAAUGUUUGAGCAGGCUUUUAAAAAAACUGCAGAGUUAUCUUGUGUGCUGGAGUCGACAAACACUAUUAAAGCCAAACUAUUUCUUGUUUUGAUGCGUAAAUGAUGUGAGUUGAAGAAAUUAGUCAGUGAAGCACAAGUGAUUCAUUCAACUUGCCUGUAUAUGCUCUAUCCCACAAGGAGAUGGUGUGCUUAUUGAAAGAAUGGUGUUGAUGGAUGCCAGGUCAAAGAUUGAUUCCCCACUUUUUGUUGAAAAUGCACCAAUCAUUUGGAUGGGAGACUGUUGGUGAAAUGUUGGAGCAGACUUUGCCUGUGUCUGCUAUCUUCUCUUUUUUUCCUACUGUAUUUAGAAAAUAUAUGGUUAAAAACUAUACUGUGUUGGAAUAUUUGGUGUUCAAAAUAUAAUUGAGUUGUAAUCUUUGUUUUUGAGUC